GCCGUCAGUUGAGCCGAGGGGAGGGACAGCUCGUGUUGCCUGGUCACCGCUCCAUUGCCAUUUGAUUUCAAAUACCGACCCCUCCUUGGCAUGGCAUAUAAGGGCUAAUAAUAUUCAUGGCCAAGGGUGGCUCCUUGAGAUAAACGAUAUUAGACAGAAUUGUCUCUUUGAGGAACCAACUUCUCACCAUCGGCAGCUUGUAUUACUUACUGACCAAAAAGAUCUUGGAGCACUUUUUCCUUUGUAAUCCCAAAGAAGAUGGCUGAGAAACAGAUUAGUUUGCCCGCUAAACUUAUUAAUGGAGGAGCUGCAGGGAUCAUUGGCGUUACUUGUGUAUUUCCAAUUGACCUGGUUAAAACCAGGCUACAGAAUCAGAGAAGUGGACAGCAAGUAUACAAAAGCAUGUUGGAUUGUCUAAUGAAAACACUGCGUUCAGAAGGCUAUUUUGGAAUGUACAGAGGUGCAGCAGUGAAUCUGACCCUUGUAACACCCGAGAAGGCUAUCAAACUGGCUGCUAAUGACUAUUUUAGGCACCUUCUUGCCAAGGAUGGGGUAGCCCUUUCUUUAUCUAAGGAGAUGAUGGCCGGUUGUGGUGCUGGAACCUGCCAAGUUAUUAUCACCACUCCAAUGGAGAUGCUGAAAAUCCAACUUCAAGAUGCAGGACGACUAGCAUCUCAGCAGCUUGUGAGCAGAGUUCCUUGUUCAUCUCCUGGGUGCAAGCUUGUAGCUGUCAGCCCUGUUCUAGCCAGAGCAUAUAAUGUAGGACCAAUUACCUUUCCAAGGAGGAUAUCUGCCACACAGAUAGCAGUCGAGCUUCUGCAUACCCAGGGCAUUAAAGGACUUUACAAGGGUCUUGGAGCCACCUUGCUGAGGGAUGUCCCAUUCUCGGUCAUCUAUUUCCCACUGUUUGCCCAUCUGAACAGAGCAGGACACAAUUCCCUGGAAGAGAAAGCCCCUUUCUUUCGUUCUUUUCUUGCUGGUUGCAUGGCCGGUUCAGUGGCAGCUGUGUCUGUCAAUCCCUGUGAUGUAAUAAAAACUCGUCUUCAGUCAAUGGGCAAGGGAAGAAACGAAGAGAGUUAUAAUGGAAUUAUUGAUUGUGCACGGAAACUUUGGAUGAAGGAGGGUCCCUUAGCCUUCCUUAAAGGGGCUGGUUGCCGAGCCCUGGUCAUUGCACCUCUUUUUGGUAUAGCUCAAGGUAUUUACUUUAUUGGUGUUGGAGAAUUUCUUAUUGAGCUAUACCAGUAUGGAAGACUUUCUCCCUAGACUUCCUCCUUGUUCUUUGGACCUACUGGAAUGAAUCCACAAGAAUCACCAGGCAAGACACAAGAAAACAGUGAAAUUUCAGAUUGAAUUAUCAGUGUUUCUUCUGUCAAAACUUAGACUCAAAGCCAAGUCCACCUGAGCUCAUUAAAUGUUAUCAGGCUUUGGAGCCAGACUGACUAGGCACAUAGUUCUCUAAUGCUGAUGUGUCUCUUUUUCUUAUGAAGUAAAAAGCCAAGAGUUGUGACAUAGUAGGACAGUCAUCUGAAUAUGUAGAAUGCAGCAUGCAUUCUGGGAGUUAUAAGACUGAAACCUCUGGUAAUGGAAUGGCAAUGGCUACUUUUUAUUAAGCCUGGCUAUGGGAGGAUGUAUCAGAAAACAUUUUUUAUGAGUGGAACAGAAAAAGAAACUUUAAACAAAAUUAUUGGGGGAGGGCACUUGCAAUCGUUCCAAACAUGGUAAACUUAUCUGCUGUUAGCAAAGAUUUUAAAAAUGGGAACAAAUUUUGUGAAUUUUUUAUAUCUGUCUUUUAUAACAUUACUUUACACAGAGUAAAGAAUUUGGUUCCUGUGGUGACUGCUAAAUACAGAGCAAUGUAAUACAAUACAAGGGUUAACAGGUGAAGGAAGCAAGAUAGGCUAUCAACCUAAAGGUUUUCAGAAAUGCUCUCUGGAACCUAGUUAUAGGGACUAGCAAUCUCUGUAAGCUACAUGUUGUGCAAAUAAACUGCUAAGCAGUUUUUCUUGGGCUGUUGCAGCUAUGUUUUUGUGAAGCUAUAUUGUAGGUUUUACUGUUCAUAAUUAACUACAAAAGUUCUGUAUCAAAGGUGUGUGUUUUUCUAAUGAAUUAUAAGAUGGUCUCUAGACAUACCAUGAAUAAUGUGUUGGCAGUGCAAGAAUUAUCAUUUUUCUUUGCUCUUAUCCUAGCACAAUAAAAUGGUUCAGACCAG
This is a messenger RNA of Lacerta agilis (Sand lizard), 2209 nucleotides long. Its product is annotated as mitochondrial glutamate carrier 1-like. The record is from RefSeq and is a predicted model, not a curated record. Gene Ontology annotation, molecular function: L-glutamate transmembrane transporter activity; L-aspartate transmembrane transporter activity. Gene Ontology annotation, biological process: aspartate transmembrane transport; L-glutamate transmembrane transport; malate-aspartate shuttle. Bases 259 to 1263 code for a protein of 334 amino acids. The transcript is spliced from 10 exons. Lineage: Eukaryota; Metazoa; Chordata; Lepidosauria; Squamata; Lacertidae.